This is a messenger RNA of Plasmodium inui San Antonio 1, 2067 nucleotides long. Its product is annotated as methionyl-tRNA formyltransferase. NCBI's taxonomy places the organism in Eukaryota, Apicomplexa, Aconoidasida, Haemosporida, Plasmodiidae. Gene Ontology annotation, molecular function: methionyl-tRNA formyltransferase activity. The transcript has a single exon. Bases 1 to 2067 code for a protein of 688 amino acids. Gene Ontology annotation, biological process: conversion of methionyl-tRNA to N-formyl-methionyl-tRNA; biosynthetic process. The record is from RefSeq and is a predicted model, not a curated record.
AUGAAUAUAACCAGUUGCCAUGUUGUACCAAUAUUUUUCGUAAUAUUUCUAAAGAUCUGUACGUCCAAAUUGUGCUACAUUAACAGAUUACAUGUUGGAAAAAAAGGACAGCCUCCUCAAAAUUUUCCCCAAAGUGUGCAUCAAAUUAGUGCGAAAGAUGUAAAAACGAGUGAAACGAAAGGAAGAAAUCGGGAUAAAUUAAAUCUCACAAAGUUGAAUGGCACCGGUGGGUUAUCGUCCAGUUGGGGCGAGAACGAACAAUUCGACGGGGGAAGACGUUGCUCUAAAGAAACCCAAAAGGUAUCAUGCAAUUUGUCAUGUAAUCUCUCAUGCAAUCUGUCAUGUACACUGCCUAUCAACCCCCCCUGGCACGGUUAUCAUCCGGCUGGGGAAAAUCCCCCCGACCAUGUUACAAAUCCGUUAAUUGGGCCCAACCGAUUCGUGAACAAAUAUUCAUUCUUUAAAAAUGACAAUGCGGAGUAUCAGCCCUUCCCUAGUGAGGGAGGCAGCCAUAAGAGGCGCACACCAUUGUGUCAGGGAACAAAUAUCCUCUUCCAUAAUAUCCCCCUCCAUAAUAUUCUCCUCCAUAAUAUUCUCCUCCAUAACGUGUUUCAAAACGAAGCGGUGAAUUUACACCUACAUAACGUCUACCUAGAAAUCAUUCGAACCGUGCAAAGUACACUCAGGAGUAAAAUAUUUUAUGUAGACGUUAAGGAAGAGUUGCGCAAAAGGAAAAAGACCAUUAUGGACAUGCUGCACCAAAUUUAUGCACUAAAAAAUAGGAGAAAUACACAGAGUGAUGAGAGCCAAGAAAAGGGCAGGACAAAACUUCGCAUUUUAUUCAUAGGGAGCAACGAGUUCAGUUUGUUAUGCCUUAAAGUGAUCACGUUAAUAAUAAAGUACGUAAGAAAUGAUCUAGUGUUAGAUCAUGUUAUUACCAAGAGCCCUAGAAAAAAGGGAAGACAUUUAAAGUUCAAAAAAUCGCACAUCGAGGAGGAAGCAGAGAAAGAGAGAAUAAAAAUUUUUUAUUACGAUAAAAUAAGGAAUGACACAUAUUUGCUAAAAAAUAAAACCUUCGAUUUGUGCAUUUCUGCAUCGUUCGGAGAAAUAUUUAAUGCUUCCUUUUUUCAGAACAUUGGUGCCAAUGUCUACACCUUGCACCCAAGCUUAUUGCCACUCUACCGGGGUGCAUCCCCCAUUCAGAGAAGUUUAUUAAAUAAUGAAUCGAUUUUUGGGUACUCUAUAUUUCUCACCAAUUUGCGCAUCGAUGCGGGCCCUCCUUUGAUAAGAAGUGGGCUUACAUUUGAUCAAGAUUUCAAUUUUAACGACAUAAUUACGAUAUUGUUCACCAUGGGGUCAUUGCAUUUGAUGACCCAUAUUUUCUUCCUCGCCAAUUACAAAGUGGAUAGCACGAACGGGGAGUUACAAUCCAUAGGGGAGUCUCCCACCCCUUCCACGAUCUCUACACAUAAUAAUUACGAUCACUUAGACGUUAGCCAUUUGCUAUAUGAUGAGGAAAAAUAUAUCACCCCACGUAACGUAAAAAUGAAUCAGUCCAUGCUGCAUACAAACAUUGGGCAGGAUAUAAUGAAUCAAGCUUGGCUGAGAAAUUAUCUCAUGGUCCCUUCGACCCAUAAAAAUAAUAGCUACGCACCGAAAAUAAAAAGUGAAGAAAGGUAUGUUUGUUUUUUUUGUUCAACCGCCCUGCACAUUCAUAAUAAAGUGAGGGCGUUUAUAAACUGGCCCAAGGUGGAAUGUACCUUUUUCUUCGUCCACAAGGGUGGCCUCAUGGCCAUGGAGGUGAAAUUAAUUAAAACGUCCCACGACUCGGGCGACCAUAGCAGCCGCCAGGAUCGCCACCAAUUUAAAGACGCUGACACUCUUCAGAGCCACAAGUGCUUCGACGGCAUCCCGCGCAAAAUGGCAAUUUUUAAUAGAGGGGCCAUAAACAUUCUCUGCAAGGACAAUAGCCAGCUGAAAAUUUACAAAUUGCAGCGGAAAAACAAGAAAAUUAUGGACGCUUCAUCCUUUUUUAAUAGCAUCAACGGAGUCGAUCUGCUGUACUAG